Messenger RNA from Triticum urartu, 1915 nucleotides. Its product is annotated as Protein kinase superfamily protein. Gene Ontology annotation, molecular function: ATP binding; protein kinase activity. The record is from RefSeq and is a predicted model, not a curated record. Lineage: Eukaryota; Viridiplantae; Streptophyta; Magnoliopsida; Poales; Poaceae. Gene Ontology annotation, biological process: protein phosphorylation.
AUGCACAGCCAACGAUAGCCCGAGGUCACGGCACCGGCAGCCCGGACGGGCACACCACCGUUUGUCAACGCGCAGUCGCCUGAACUUUCCUCGCUCCCCCGCGGCAGCGACGGCUCUCAAACACCUCGCGCUCCUCAUCCCUCAUCCAGCUCCACACACCACCCCGACCCCGAAGGCAGACACGACACGCGCGCGUCGGCCUCACUGCCAAACUUCCUCCGUCCCUCGCCCGCCCGGACGCGCACGGCGCGCGACAGACGCCCACCGCGUUCUCCCCCUCCCCGGCGAAGCCCGGCCGGCCUGGCGGAGGAGGACAUGAAGCCGCGGGACCUGCUGGAGCGGAUCCGGCGGCCGUUCGGCUCCCGCCGCGGGUCGUCGGCGUCGGCGCGGCGGGAGGAGGAGGACCUGGAGGCCAUCGCGGCGCGGGAGCAGCGCGCGUUCCGCUACGAGGCGCUGGCGGCGGCCACGCGCAACUUCUCGGAGAAGCAGAAGCUCGGGCAGGGCGGGUUCGGCCCCGUCUACCGGGGCCAGCUCGCCGACGGCCGGGACGUGGCCGUCAAGCGGCUGGGCGCCGGGUCCAGGCAGGGCGCGCGGGAGUUCAAGAACGAGGCCAACCUGCUGUCCCGCGUCCAGCACCGCAACGUCGUCAACCUGCUCGGCUACUGCGCCCACGGCGCCGACGAGAAGCUCCUCGUCUACGAGUACGUCCCCAACGAGAGCCUCGACAAGAUCCUCUUCUCCGCCGCCGCCGCCGCCCCGCCGCCCACCUCCGGCAACAAAACACACUCCGGCAGCAGCAGCGAGGGCGACAGGCCAUUGCGCGCGGAGCUGACGUGGGCGCGGCGGCUGGAGGUGGUGGUGGGCGUGGCGCGGGGGCUGCUGUACCUGCACGAGGACGCGCACACGCCCAUCAUCCACCGCGACAUCAAGGCCAGCAACAUCCUCCUCGACGAACGCUGGGUCGCCAAGAUCGCCGACUUCGGCAUGGCCCGCCUCUUCCCGGAGGCCGGCGACGGCCACUCCCACGUCCAGACCCGCGUCGCCGGCACCAACGGCUACAUGGCGCCCGAGUACCUCAUGCACGGCCACCUCUCCGCCAAGGCCGACGUCUUCAGCUUCGGCGUCCUCGUCCUCGAGAUCCUCUCCGGCCGAAAGAACUCCUCCUUCAUCCCGCCGCCCCGAUCCAGCGCCGACAACCUCCUCGAUUACGCCUGGAAGCUGUACAAGGAGGAGCGGAGCAUGGAGCUGCUGGACCCGUCGGUGAAGUCGACGGCCGCGCCGGACCAGGUGCUCAUGUGCGUCCGCAUCGGGCUGCUGUGCGUGCAGGCGGACCCACGGCUGCGGCCGGACAUGAAGCGCGUGGUCAUCAUCCUCUCCAAGAAGCAGAGCACGCUGGAGGAGCCGACGCGGCCCGGGGCGCCCGGCUCGCGGUACCGGAGGAGGGCGCACGGCCUGCGCAGCUCGUCGCAGUACUCCGACGGCUCGUCGUCGGGCACGACCCCGUCGACGUCGCAUGCGUCGGCGUCCGCGUCGGCUUCGGCAUCGGCGUCGAACGCAAUGACGACAUCGAGCACGCGCACAUUGCGGAGCCGGGGGCUCCCGUCGCACCGGGAAGAGCAGGAGCUGCCCAACGGCAGCUGAAGCCUGCAGACGCCUGAAGCUCACUGUAGAUAUGUCCAUUCUUUUUCGUCUUGUUUCUUUUUGUGUCUUCUCGGAGAUUCUAGAUUAGAUAGUAUGAUUAUUUUGGUAGUGGGUAGGAAGAAGUAGAAUGAUCGGCCGGAUUAUUUUAGGGUGGUGCUAGUAGUUCGUAGCCGGAGGAAGAUGACUGAACUUUCAACUGUCGGCCGAUCGAUUACUGGCAGUGACAGGGAAUGUGCAUAGCAAAUGGAGAGAGAUAAUUGCCGUGUUUACAAAA